AAAAAAAAUAAUAAUAUUAUAAUUACAAAUUUAAAACAUCGACCAUAAAAAUAGUGCUGAAAAACAACAACAAUUUUAAUUGGGAAUCCCCAACCAUUCCUUGAGAAAAUCGCUUUGAAAGUUUAUGUUUAUUCGGCGAUUUUCUAAAUUAUUAGUAACAAACGCAACUUUAGGAAAUCGUAUAAAUCUUAGCUAUUGCCACAAGGCUUUAGUUGACACAUUGAAAAUAUAUCAAGAAUCUAAAAAUUUUCUGUGUUCAGGACUAUUAAGAAAUAAUUUUUCAACGUCAGCCAUGGUAAAUACAGAAUCAGCCGUGAGAUAUCUGGAAAUCCCUGACAAGUCGGAAAGUGACAAAAAACACUACAAAACCCUAUUACUGAGUAAUGGUAUUCGGGCACUGCUCGUAUCGGACCCCACACCAGUGCCACAUUGUGGACUAACCUCUUCAUCAUCUUCUUCCUCUUAUGACUCUACUGGCGACUCGUGUGCUGAGGAGAGCAGCAGCACCAGCAGUGAAGAUGAAGAGUCAAUGAGCACAUCUACAACAGAUAAUGGGGAAACUGAUUCGGAUUUAGAAUCGGAAGAAGGCGAUGAAAAGCUGGCAGCCUGUGCUUUGCUAGUUGAUGUUGGCUCAUUUACUGAACCACCCGAAUAUCAAGGUUUAGCACAUUUUCUGGAACAUAUGAUUUUUAUGGGUUCGGAAAAGUUUCCAGCUGAGAAUGCAUUUGAUGCGCACAUAAAAAAAUGUGGUGGUUUUGAUAAUGCGCAUACAGAGUUCGAAGAGACAUGCUUCUACUUUGAGGUAUCUGAGGAACAUUUAGACAGCAGUAUGGACUAUUUCUCAGCCUUGUUGAAAGCACCUCUCAUGAAGAAGGAAGCCAUGACACGUGAACGUGACGCUGUUGAAUCUGAGUUUCAGCAAAUCGUACAUGAUGACGAAGUGCGACGUGAUCAACUUGUCGCUGCAUACGCUACACCAGGCUAUCCACAUGCCACAUUCCCCUGGGGCAAUCUAAAGACGCUCAAAGAGGGCAUAAGUGAUGAUGAAUUGCACGCAAAAUUACAUGAAUUUCAAAAGCGCCAUUAUAGUGCGCAUCGUAUGUGUGUUUGUGUACAAGCGCGUCUGCCUAUUGACGAAUUAGAGCAAAUGGUUGUGAAACACUUCUCUGGCAUACCUAGUAACGACCUGCCCGGCAUAGAUCUGUCGCCAUAUAAUUAUCAGGAUGCUUUCCGUAAAGAAUUUUUCGAAGAAGUGAUCUUUAUUAAACCCAUAGAAAAUAUAUGCAAACUAGAGCUGACUUGGAUACUGCCAUCUAUGAUAAAACAAUACAAAACAAAACCAGAUCAAUUUAUUUCACAUCUGGUUGGCUACGAAGGUGAGGGCAGUCUGUGCGCCUAUUUGAGAAAACGCUUAUGGGCAUUAGAACUGACGGCGGGCAUCGAUGAAAGUGGUUUCGAAUCAAAUACGAUAUACUCAUCAUUUGUUAUUGGCAUAUUUUUAACAGAUCGUGGUUUCCAGCAUCUAGACGAGGUACUCGCCGCUUGUUUUGCCUUCGUUAAAUUAUUUGCUGACUGCGGCCCAUUUCAAGAUGCCUACACAGAAUUGCAAAAAAUUGAAGCGACUAAUUUCCGUUUCGAGUCACAGCGCCCAGCACUUGACAAUGUCGAAAAAUUGGCUGUUAAAUUGAAAUAUUAUCCCCCAAAGGAUAUACUCACCGGCACUGAAUUGUAUUAUGAAUAUAAUGAAGAACACAUACAGGAAGUUGUCAGACAUUUAAAUGAAUUUAAAUUUAAUAUAAUGAUCACCUCGCAACAUAAAUAUGAAGGCAUAACAUAUGACAAAAAGGAAAAAUGGUUUGGCACUGAGUAUACGACAAUUGGAAUGCCACAAAAAUGGCGUGAUCUGUGGAAUGAUUCAAAGCCCAUAGCUGAGCUAUUCUUACCAAAACCGAAUCGAUUUAUUUCAACAGAUUUCCGCCUACACUGGGAGGAGAAUGGCAAGCCGGAGAUACCGGUUACACCGAAAAAGAUUCUCCAAACAGAUAUUUGUGAAUUGUGGUUUAGGCAGGAUGAUAAAUUUCUGCUACCAGAGGCUUAUAUGUACUUCUAUUUUGUGUCGCCAUUGUUGCGCAAGGAUCCCAAAAACGAUGCUUUGUGUGCGCUUUAUGAGCGCUUAAUCAAAUUCCGCCUAUGCGAAGAGCUGUAUCCAGCAACCGUUGCCGGUCUUUCCUAUCAGUUUUACACUGCUGAGAAAGGCAUCAUUUUAAAGGUAAAUGGCUACAAUGAGAAAUUGCAUUUGCUGGUUGGCAUUAUAACGAAGGCGAUGGUAUCAAUGCGUGAUCACAUUACAGAAGAUCAGUUUAAUAUCUUCAAAACAGAUCAGAAGAAAUCUUAUUUCAAUUCGCUCAUCAAGCCGCGCACUUUGAAUAAGGAUAUACGCUUAAGCCUUGUGGAGCAUAUACGCUGGCCUAUAAUAACCAAAUAUAAAUCCGUGGAUAGUCUCACCUUGAAUGACGUGUUAAACUUCUCAGAUGCCUACACGAGCGAACUCUAUCUACAGACACUUAUGCAGGGCAAUUUAACGGAGGAAUCGGCACAUAACGUCAUGAAUUCGGUGCUUACAACGCUCAAUUGUCGCAAUAUCAAAGAGACUAAAUACAUCGAAAAUCGUACCGUCCAGCUGCCCCAAGGCUCACACUUUAUACGCUGCCGCGCGCUCAAUGAUCAAGAUGUGAAUACCGUAAUUUGUAAUUUCUAUCAAAUUGGUCCCUGUUCCCUGCGUCUUGAAAGCAUCUUGGAUCUGCUAAUGAUGUUCGUCGAAGAGCCACUGUUCGACACGCUGCGCACGAAAGAACAGCUCGGGUAUUAUGUAUCCGCUUCGGUGCGCAUGAAUUACGGCAUAAUUGGCUAUUCAAUAGCGGUAAAUUCGCAGGAGACGAAAUUUAGCGCCGCACACGUUGACGAACGCAUCGAAGUGUUUCGCGGCAAAAUGUUACAAAUUCUUGAGGAAAUGUCUGCAGAGGACUUCGAUCAUGUACGCGAGUCGCUGAUCAAAAUCAAACAGGUUGUUGAUAUCUCACUGGCUGAGGAGGUGUCUCAUCAUUGGGAGGAAAUCACCUCGGAGGAGUAUGUUUUCGAUCGGCGACGACGUGAAAUCGACGUAUUGCGUGCGCUCACCAAACAGGACAUAAUCGACUUUUGCCUCAACAACGAACGCACCAAUCUGCGCAAAUUGUCGGUGCAAGUGAUUGGCAAUAAGGAUGCGCUGCGCGCUAAGCGUUCACCCACACGCGGCGAGGAGAACUCCAAUGAGCAUAAUCGCAGCAGCAGCAGCAGUGGCAAUGGCAGUGACUCAGAGGUGGACGAUGAGGAGCUCUUCAAUGCAUUAGCGAGUAAGCUGGAUGUGCGAUUCAUACCGAAGGAUGGCGAUGCCACCACAAUUGUGGACAUUAAAGACUUCAAGGAGAAUUUGCAUGUUUAUCCGAUAACGAAAACCAAAUUGGAAAACGCCACGGAACGUACGCCAAUGGAGAUCAUAGAAGAGUGUUGAAAGGCGGAACGGAAAUCACACUCACACAUCCCCCCACACACACACACAAACACAGCCACACAUAGAUGUUGACAUUAAAUAUAGUAGCAAGUUGAAUAAACAACAUAUACACACAUACACACAUAUAUAAUAUUUGGCAGCAGGAGGUGCGACACCAAGUGCAACUCAAAUACGUAAAGGAAAAGCAAUGUUGUGCCCUGCAUUAGCAGUCAAUACUACUUUUAAUUUGUCUAUAAUUAAUAAAUGAAAAUAAUUAAUGAAAUAUUUUGAAAA
Molecule: messenger RNA, 3823 nt
Organism: Ceratitis capitata (Mediterranean fruit fly)
Lineage: Eukaryota; Metazoa; Arthropoda; Insecta; Diptera; Tephritidae
Product: nardilysin
Exons: 9
Coding region: 125-3550 (1141 amino acids)
Biological process (GO): proteolysis
Molecular function (GO): metal ion binding; metalloendopeptidase activity
Source: RefSeq, a predicted model, not a curated record